GACAAAAGUAUUCCAAUCUUAGAAUUAUUUAAAUUGAUUUCAUUCCAUAAUUUCCAUUCAAUUCAAUUUUUCUUCCAAUCAUUGCACAAAGUAACCAACCGAAAGCAUUUUCAUUUUUGUCAAAAUAAGAAUAUACAGCUGGCUUGACAACGCGCAAACACCACUGGCCACCUCUUUCCUUUUUAUAUCUUCAUCACAAAUGGCGCUCUAAAUCAAUCCAAGCAAGAAAGCAAGAAAAAGAAAAAAAGAGGGAAAAAAGAUUCAAGGGCAAUUUCUGAAUUGUAAUGGCGAAAUCUUCAUUUUUGUCACUGGUUUUAGUUCUUUUCGUAAUGAUUACGGCUUUGGUUCUUUCAACUGUUUCUGCAAGUGGGGAGCAGUUCUAUGAAGCGGCGGAGAUGGGUUGGAUGAGAUCUGGCGGCGGCGGCGGCGGAGGAUUGGUUGGGGAGGCGGAGGAGUUGGAAUUCGAGCUGAUGGACUCGGAAUCCAACCGGCGAAUCUUAGCCACCGCCAGGCGUUACAUCAGCUACGGCGCGUUGCAGAGGAACAGUGUGCCUUGCUCCCGCCGUGGGCAGUCGUACUACAACUGCCGCCCUGGUGCUCCGGCGAACCCUUACACUCGCGGGUGCAGUGCCAUCACGCGCUGCCGGCGUUAAGUUUAGCUGCUGAAGAAUUCGGAAUCUCAGUAUUCAUCGGUUCUUUGUCUGAAAUUUGUCCUCUUUUUUUCUUUUUUUUUUUUUUCUUUUGGUGCGUAAAUGAUUCAUUUUAUUCUUUUGUUAAUAUUUUUUGUAUACAAUAUAUAUUUCUUUAUCCACAAUGAAUUCUACCUCUUUUUUUUUUCCCCGUUUUUACCAUUUCAAUUCAGAUUGUCUACUAAAUUCUCGCACUAUGUCUCUGAAUUGAAUCUAACCCAACCCCUUAAUUUCAUUAUCGACAUCAACCAAAUUCUUAUUGCCAUUUUUUUUUUUUUGGUUGGAUGUAAAAAAUGAGCGAAUUAAUAAGUGGUCAGUUCAUGGAUGUUUGUAACUCCAAAGAUGCAACAACACAGUAAAAACUGGAAGACAGCUUAACGGUUUAUCACACAGUUCUAUGACGAUAUAAUUUGGAUGAAGUUGACUUUUUUUCUCUCUUAUUAAUACUCUUUGUGAUACGAAUCAUUUGCGUUACUGGUUGUCAUUUUUAGAUUAUGAGCUGUGUUUGUUUUUUUAAAAAAAAAAA
This is a messenger RNA of Oldenlandia corymbosa var. corymbosa, 1215 nucleotides long. Lineage: Eukaryota; Viridiplantae; Streptophyta; Magnoliopsida; Gentianales; Rubiaceae. The record is from the annotation of a GenBank genome assembly.